Molecule: messenger RNA, 5469 nt
Organism: Trachymyrmex cornetzi
Lineage: Eukaryota; Metazoa; Arthropoda; Insecta; Hymenoptera; Formicidae
Gene: Galphao
Product: G protein alpha o subunit
Exons: 10
Coding region: 1-1527 (508 amino acids)
Biological process (GO): adenylate cyclase-modulating G protein-coupled receptor signaling pathway
Cellular component (GO): heterotrimeric G-protein complex; cytoplasm
Molecular function (GO): G-protein beta/gamma-subunit complex binding; GTP binding; GTPase activity
Source: RefSeq, a predicted model, not a curated record
AUGCAAAAAUUUGUGGGGAUUUCAAGCAACGCGAACAGGCCUCCUAGAAAAAUGAAAGUCGCGCUGGAAUUUAGGGUAAGGUUGCCAUCGGUGACUACGAAGACGAAGACGACGAAGACGAGGACGAGGAGGAGGACGGCGGUGGUGGUGGCGGAGGAGGAGGAGGAGGCGGCGGCGGAGGAGACGGUGAAACCGGUGAAGGAGGCAGUGCCAGUGACGAUAGUGGUGUUAGUGGUAUCGGUGGCGAAAGUGUUUACGGUGGUUGUGGUGGCGGUGGUGGUAUCGGCUGCUGUGGUGACGACGGCGACGAUCGCGGCCGCGGGAAGUUCCAAGUGCGACGAGGAGAACGGAAUUAAGGAGGCAGAGAGGUGGUGGUGGUGGAGGAGAAGAAGUUCCGCCCGGAGGUCGUUUCACCCUCUUCGUGGCGACGGGGCCGUUAUCUGGCCGCGCUGUUUAGCAGCUAUGGGCUGUGCCAUGUCCGCGGAAGAGCGAGCCGCUCUGGCUCGCAGCAAGCAGAUCGAGAAGAAUCUCAAGGAGGAUGGUAUCCAGGCGGCCAAGGACAUUAAACUCCUGCUGCUUGGAGCGGGCGAGUCCGGCAAGAGUACGAUCGUGAAACAAAUGAAAAUUAUCCACGAGAGCGGCUUCACGCCGGAAGACUUCAAGCAGUACAGACCCGUCGUAUACAGUAACACGAUACAAUCUCUAAUCGCUAUUCUCAGAGCAAUGCCUAAUCUGGGCAUCAGCUUUUCAACCAACGAGCGAGAGACGGACGCAAAAAUGGUAUUCGACGUAAUACAAAGAAUGGAAGAUACGGAACCUUUUAGCGAAGAAUUGCUGGCGGCUAUGAAGAGGCUGUGGUACGACAAUGGAGUGCAGGAGUGCUUUGGUAGGAGCAAUGAGUAUCAGUUGAACGAUUCCGCGAAAUACUUCCUGGAUGACUUGGACCGAUUAGGAACGAGGGAUUACCAGCCAACGGAACAGGAUAUUCUCAGGACCCGAGUAAAAACGACAGGAAUCGUGGAAGUCCAUUUCUCAUUCAAAAACCUUAACUUCAAAUUAUUUGAUGUAGGUGGUCAGAGGAGCGAGCGUAAGAAAUGGAUACAUUGCUUCGAGGAUGUAACUGCAAUUAUCUUCUGCGUGGCAAUGUCCGAAUACGAUCAAGUCUUGCACGAGGACGAAACGACGAACCGAAUGCAAGAGAGCUUAAAGCUGUUCGACUCGAUCUGCAACAACAAAUGGUUUACCGACACCUCGAUUAUCCUCUUCCUGAACAAGAAGGAUCUCUUUGAGGAAAAAAUCCGCAAGUCUCCUCUCACAAUCUGUUUUCCCGAAUACGCUGGUGCGCAGGCGUACAGCGAAGCGGCUGCAUACAUCCAGGCACAGUUCGAAGCGAAGAACAAGUCGACCACGAAGGAGAUUUACUGCCACACGACCUGUGCCACCGACACGAACAACAUUCAAUUUGUGUUCGACGCAGUCACAGACGUCAUUAUCGCCAAUAAUCUGCGCGGCUGCGGUCUCUACUAGGCUAAUUCUGUAUUCUACGUUAAGCGCAAACGGAGGAGGAAAACGUUACCCACGAUAUGGCUGGCCGGACGAUAUUCUUCAAUGGGUUCGUGGCUCGUCUCGGUUCUACUCCGACGCGAGAAAGAGAGAAGGAGAGCGAGAGAAAGAGAGAGGAAGACGACCCCUUUCGUUAUCAACGCUGUGCAGAAGCGUAGCAAAAUGUUUAGUUUGUCUUGUCUUAUACUAAUGAAUCUGAGAAGCCGACAAUCGUUCGUGAUGUCGUUCGGACGAACGGCACGCUCCUUGACGAAGGCAGCGAGAAAGAACGAUCGAUUGCGGGAGAGAAACGCGUGCUCUAAGAAUGAGACGGUGGGCCAUCGUUGGCUCCGUUCCUCGGAGAGGAUAAAUGUUGUUUUCGCAGGAAACGAGAUCGAAAGCGAUCGAUGGCGAUUUCGCGGGUGAUAUAAUGACCUUAGUAUAUGUGCCGAAGAAAUGAAAGGGAUCUUAAUUAAUCGUGCUUGCAUCCGAUCGUCGACGGUGACGAAAACUGUCGGGUCCUGUACAAAAUUGAGAGGGUCGCGGACCGUUUAAUCGAAGCUGGCCAUUGAUGUUAAGAAUCGUCGAGCACAUUUUGUACCGCGAUUUUCGGCUUCAUUCUCGUUUCGCUAUAGAAACGCUCGAGCAUUCCAUGACGCUCCACGCGGAGGAAGAGAGGAAGAGUCACGUGUGCGCGCCGCGCAUACCAGUCGAAACCUUUUCCCACAAUUUUCGCACACAGAUUUUACUAAGCGCACUCGAAGUUCGGUUUAUAUAUACACAUAUACACGUUCAUAUAUUCUCUUAUGUCUCUCCUUUCCAUCGAGGAACAAAUUCGCACGCGAUCGAACGUAUCUCUCGAGAGCGUUGACAUGCGUUUUCCCAGAUUUGCAUUUUGAUAAGCGGAGAGCGGUUGAAGGACAACGCGGUAAAUUUUGUAAGAGAGUAACGCGCGGUGUCGAUAUCGCGAAGUAUCUCCAAGCUCAGUUGAUUACUUCUCGUAAUAUAACGGUUAGAUCUUUCUAUUUUUAUUUCAUGUCAUUUCUAUACGUCAUGCAAUUAUUACGCAGUUAAUACGACGACCACGCACAUGGGAUAUUCCUAGGCACAGGAACAUUACAGCCACAAAUGUCGAUCCAUACGCACAUACACGCGCAUAAAUUAUUUUUCACGGUGAAGCAAUUUAUUCCCUUCGUUAACGAUCGUCGACAGAGUGUCAUGUACAGUAUACUUUUAGCGCACGUACACGAAUUCCAAGUAUAUGUAAGAACGUGUCGACCCUUGAAAUUCUAGCGACUCUGAAAUUAUCCGUUCAUACGGUGAAAUUUCCUGGUAGGAAUAUUAGGAAAAUGAAAAGUCACGCGAUUUCUACGCGCGGGAUAAUUCGCAUUAUCUUACUAGCGGAUACCGAGGGAAAAAAUUUUCCGGAAUAACGAGACUUCUUACGAUUAAAAAUGAUUGUCGCUAGUUUACUGACAGUGAAUCCAAGAUUUUCACAUGGACGCUCCGUGCGUUCAAGCAGGGACACACGUACCUGUGUGUAUACAAUUUCUGAGACAUCCUGCGCACACGCGUAUGCGCUGCAGCGAUUCGCGGGAAUCCUAAGAGUGUAUUUUUCUAAGUGCUUCGUUUUUCUUCCUUUCCGUUUUCUUUUUCCUACGGGGCGUACCGACAAUAUUGAUGGUUAAGUUCAGUGUACGAAAAGAGAGGGAUGGGCGAGGGAAAGUGUACUCUCGUAUGCACACAUGGGACCUCACAUUUAGGCGCGUGCACCAACACGUGCGUUUCUGGGACAGGACAAGUAAGAAUCUCGUUGCGCACAAUCGUACUGUACUCGGCGCUAUCUCGCAUAAGUUAUAUUUUAUUACACGGUAACUGUUGGGGGAGAUACCGGCGAGAGAAAAUGAGCCACCGAUGAUGAGCAUCGUCACGUUUCGAUACUCCGAUUGCUUUCUCGUCAGAAAAGGAGAAACUGAAGGGACGAUGGGAAUAGGCAUAGUGCAGAGAAGUACGCAUAAAGAUUGUCAUAAUUGUUUUUGACAGUGUCAUAAGUUAACGUACAAUGAUCAACAUACGUUGAAAAUAAUUACGAUAAAUCUUUGUGCGUUGUCUUACGAUUCUAUUAAAAAUACGGAAAAAAAAGAUUUAUUAAAACAACUAAAAGCUUCACUGAUUCAGGAAAUCUACGGUCGUAAUAUACAGACAACCAGUUUUCUAUGUUAAAGUAGCAAAGUUGUACUGCUAAAUAAAAUUAGCGAUUAUAGAUAAUCAUAUUUGUUGUAAUAGCACAACAAAUUUGUUAAAAAAAAAAAAAAUACAGAAAAGAGAUAACUUUCCUUGAAAAUCGAUCCAAUAUAUACACCAAAAUUUUUUACAAAACAUGCUAGCUAAGCUGGCGCAUACUUUUGCUACUGUAAUGAAGGAAACUUGUUAGAUUAACAGUGUUCAUUGUAGCAAAGAAUUAGCUGUAUUAGCACACUGAUAAUUACAGACAUGAUUUCUUUAUUGAAUCAUCAAAUCUUCUUAGUUAUAGAUGUUGAACUCGUGCAGCAAACUAUAGUUUUGCUGAACCAUCUAAUCUAUUUUUUUUUUCCGUCAACAGUUAUGGCAAAUAUUAUGAUCUUUGUGCUCAGGCCCUAUGUCGGGAUCAGGUGACGAGAAGUCGAUCGUUCGAGAUAUCAGAGAUCCCGUUUUGUCAUCUGACAGUGAUCCUAACUGAGAUCAAUAUAAAGGUCCUUGGAGUAAAAAGACGACGACAGAUUAGCCGAAAAGGGUGGAUGGAAAGCGCGAGUGCGACUGCACGAUAUAUCGAGGGCUGACGAAUGCAAUUGAAGCAAGGCUCGAAAAUAUCGGCCGCUGAUACUUGUGCUCGUCUGAUACUUGAAGAAGGAUGCACUCUCAAAUGCUUGAACGAUACUUGAACGAUACAACCGUUGAAAGAUAUUUCUGAGAUAACUUCUAGAUCUCACAGGAGAGUUCAUACUGUAUACUCUCUUCAGAAGUGUUUUGUACCGUUGGUAUCGUUCGCGUGGACCACGAACCGUCAAUGUAACGAAGUAUACUUUAGAAACGAGCCUCGAGUGUGGCAGCAAUGCUAUUUAUUAGCGAUCUUAAAUUAUUUGAUCUUUAAUCUUUUCAAGUAUCAGACGAUACCCGACGCUUCUAAGCUACGUUACUAGUAGUCAAGUAGUCGAUGGUAUUUGGGGCGUCAUCAGUGAGACGAGUGACGAGUUAAUCGUAUUUUGUGACUUUAACUAAAGUGACUUAGAUAAAGUAUUUAUACGGAAAACCAAAAAGAUGAAAUAUGUGUAAGAAGUCUCAAACGUACCAAAUAGCGCGUGCCAAUGCGCAUGAUUUAAAUUUUAAUCUAGCUACGUUAGAGUAUCGUGGGGCCCAGUAAACUGCGCUUUCUGUCGGGAGAGUGAUUGGACACGAUAGGAUUGACGUUGUUGGUCGUUGUCGCAAGAUACGCGGAUUCGACCGAUCAUGAACAUCGGUUUCUAGCGUUGGUAGACGGAUUACUUUAACUUUAAAUUAUCGUAUUAACUACUGCGCUAACAAAUUUAGCUACUGUGACUGUUCGAAGAGAAUCAACUGUGCGGCCGAGACUUCGAUUGAUUCAUUAGAGGAAGCAGAUCGCUGUCAAUUGCGAUGUCGGUCGAAUCCGGCUAUUCGCGCGCGACUUGAUUGUUUAUGACUAUGUUGUACCGUACUGAUAAGGGAACGUGUUACAUUGCAAAAGUGAUAUAAAAAAAAACUAAUGCUAUCAAAGUUCAUAUUUGAAUUAAGUAUUCUAGAUUGUCAAAUAUUGGGAUCGUAUGGAUUCUGUAUCCGACUUGGGCUGAAACAUGUUUGGCCAUUUUAACUUAGAUACAAAAUAUUUUGAGCAAUGCAUUUUCACAUUUCAAAUAAAAGUUGUAAGGUUUG